Molecule: messenger RNA, 558 nt
Organism: Ruditapes philippinarum (Manila clam)
Lineage: Eukaryota; Metazoa; Mollusca; Bivalvia; Venerida; Veneridae
Exons: 1
Source: RefSeq, a predicted model, not a curated record
AUGUAUCUAAAGGGAGCACCAACAUUCACAUGCAUUACUGAUUGCAUGCCGUUAACUAAAAUUUGGGAAAAGAAACAACCACCACUAAGAAUCGAACGUUGGGGAUUGCGACUUCAACCGUUCAAAAUGAAAAUAGAGUAUAGGUCAGGGAAAGAUAAUCCCUCAGAUUUUAUGUCCCGUCAUCCAUUAAAAUAUAUGGAAGAACGAAAUAUAGCAGAGGAAUACGUGUCAUUUGUCGCAGAACAAUCAUUACCAAAUGCAAUGACAGUAGAUGAGGUAAAAAUGGAAUCACUGAAAGAUAAGACAAUGCAAAAGGCAGUCGAAUUUACAAAGAAUGGUAAAUGGUAUGAAUUGAAAACACUGAAUGACCCAGAAAUAGACAAAGAAGAAUUAUCAUCUUUUCGUAGUAUAAAGGACGAAUUGACUGUGUAUAAUGAAACAUUAUUGAUGAAAAAUGAUAAACUAGUGAUUCCAAAAUCACUCCGUGAAAAAGCAAUAAAACUAGGACAUGAAGGUCACCAAGGAAUUGUGAAAACAAAAAGCUACAUAAGAUCGAAA